Molecule: messenger RNA, 615 nt
Organism: Gryllus bimaculatus (two-spotted cricket)
Lineage: Eukaryota; Metazoa; Arthropoda; Insecta; Orthoptera; Gryllidae
Source: the annotation of a GenBank genome assembly
GCUGCCGGCGGCGUGCGGAGUGAAUGCUGACGGACCAUGUCAGAGUGGAGCGCGCAAAGUGCAAUGCAGAGCGCUCCCACUGCGGUGGGGCGCGGCGGGCGUGAGCGAGCGCGUCGCCAUGGGCGCGCUGUCGGCCAAGGCCGCUGUUCUGCGUGCUCGGCCGUCGUGCGCUGCGGAGGGAGGCGCAGCGGGGCGGGCGAGCGCGCAGGGCGAUGCGCGGGCGGCGCGGCGGGGCGCGGGCGGCGCGGCGGGCGACGGCGAGGCGGCCAGGCGGCGCGACGGUCGCCCCGCCGAGGAGCAGGGACCGCGCCUCAAGGCCGCGCAGUGGCUCAAAGUGCAGCACCGCGCUGGGCGACUGCACCUGCGACCGCACGAGGUGGAGCCGCCGGAGCCGAGGCUGCCGUUCGCCGCGAAGCUGCGCGAGUGCUACGCGGCGCACGCGGGCGAGGAGGUGGACCGGCGCGGGCGCGGCGGCGUGCUGGCGUGCCGCGAGGCGGCGCACGUGUACCAGCAGUUCGUGUGCACCGACUUCUCGCGCCGCCUGGCGCGCCAGCGCAAGGCGCAGAAGCGGUCGCAGGGCGGCGGCAGCCCCUGCGGCGCGCCCAUGCCCGCCAG